AAAACGCAAAGAAAGAUUAUUAAGUUUAGAAGUUAAGAAAUCUAGCACAAAAAUAGCUGCUAAUACGUAAUAAAAACAUGACGAAAACGAUGCUGAUCUGGUUAUUGAUUACCUGAGUGAAGAUCAAUCCAUCACCCCGAAAUGCACGGAUGCUUCUGCUUGCUCCCAUGAGAUAGAGAACUGUUGCGAUCCGAAGACUACAACAACAGGUGCAGUAAACGUUAGUGGGACAGCGAGAACAAAAGGUAGCAACAGUGACGCGACUACAAAUAAUAAUCACAACAGCAACAUGGUGCCAAUCAUUAGCGUAACUCCUCACAGCCCUGGGGCCAAGUUUAACUUUCUCGAGGACACACUCAAUCAGCUACAAUGUCUGCGAGAAAGUGUGGCCCAUAUGAAAAAUUCUACCCUACAAAACACAGCCCUCGGAGGCAUUGGUUCAACGAUGUCCUCGACGAAGCUAUUUUCCUCGUGUCCUUCGCUACCCGAUCUGACGAUCGCAAAUCCUAUCAAUGUAUGGCCGCACCAUCAUGUGCUGUACGGGUUGAACAAUGAUCGAAGAAAGUCAUGGACCGCGAUUGAGGAUUUAACCGAAUGCACAAAAUCAUCACACAAAAGCGUUAGUUUGUCCAGUUUGGACAGCGAGGAGCAGGAAUCGUUACGUGCCGCGGAACGGCUCCACAAUCGAACGAGUCGUAACAGUACGGGUGGAAUUUCAACACAUUCUUUAAACGAGGCUGAAUUGGCGCGAGACUUUGAGAAAGUGGUGGCGAAACGUAAUCUGGUGCCGGUGGUUCCACGCAUUCCUUUACAAAAGAGCAUAUCCACACCAUCGAUAGCGCCGGUGCGAAAUCAGAGCGUGAAGGAAGAUACCCUUGCCUCCUCGAGGCAUCUUUCUGACAGUGAAGAUGAAACUCAUGAUCGAUCAUUACUUUGUGUGAGAGAUAAAAACGAGGAAUAUCCCGAGCAUCACGAAAAACGGCGAAAGCGUGGUUCUUUAUUUUUCCGCAAGAAGAAAGAUAAAUCUAAAACUAAAGGACAAUCCUCUGUUUGUGAUGCGUGUGGAGCUGUAAUAAAUCUGGCCACAUACAAAGAACACGCAGUAGAAUGUAAAGCCAAGAUAGCAAAGAAAUACUUUCAGGCUCAACCAAAACCUAGCUCGAACAAGAAGAGCUCCGCGAACAGCCACAAUUCCUCGCAACACGAUGAUCAGGGUAGAGACUAUUAUGAUGGCAACGUGCAUAAUGAUAACGCUAAUUACUCAGACGACGUGCCGUUGAUAAGGGAUGAAUUCCUGCACGAAGCACCGAUCGGUCCACAUGAUCUGGGCGCUGAACCGAUCCUGGGCGUUGCGAUCGAUGAGCACGAUUCAUGGAGCCCCAGUGUCCCCAAAGAGGUUGUCAAAGGAUUGAAAGACAAACAGGUGAAGCGUCAGGAACACAUUUAUGAAUUUAUCAUGACGGAGAAACACCAUGUUCAAACCUUACUAGUCAUGCAGAAGGUAUUUGUAGAAAGUCUUCAGAAACACUUCAGCCAUCUUAACCUAGAACGGAUGUUUCCGAGGCUCGUUGAGCUAACUGAGCUGCAUACCGGUUUUCUGCGCAAGCUAAGAAUAAAGCAACGCGAACAUCACGUAGUUGAUAGCAUUGCCGACAUCCUGCUUGACUUUUUCUCCUCCAUGUCAGCACAGAAGCUUAAGAGUGCGUACGGAGAAUUCUGCUCCAACCAUCGGUCUGCACUGGAUACCUUCAAGUGCUAUAUGACCGGUGAUAAUGUGUUUGCCGAAUGGUACAAGCAUUGUCAGCAGAAUCCACUACUAAAGAAGAAAGGCAUACCGGAAUGUAUUUUGUUCGUAACUCAACGUUUAACGAAAUAUCCAUUGCUGAUCGAUCCGUUGCUGAAAAGCUCACGCGAAGAUAAGAUUGAGCAAGAAAAGCUUCAGAAAGCAAUGUCGCUAGUGAAGGAGAUACUGGUGGACGUGGAUGCACGGGUCGCUGAUAAGGAGAAAGAGGAUCGUCAAUUAGAGAUUUUUAAACGCAUAGAUGCCAAGUCCUGUGCUAUCUUUAAAAAGGACAAAUUCAAGAAAUCGGAUAUAAUAUCAUGCAAUCGAAAAUUGAGAUUCGAAGGAGUAGCCACCUUAAUGCAAGGUCGAUCCAAAAUGCAAACUGUUCUGGUGGUUGUCUUGUCAGAUUGUUUGUUCUUUCUCUUGGAAAAUUCUCAUAAAUAUUCUUUCUUCACUCCUGAGAACAAGGCGGGUGUCGUUUCUUUGCAAAAGCUCUUGAUUCGUGAGAAGGCUGGUACAGAAUCCAGAGGCAUUUACAUCAUAUCCUCUAAUCCGGCUUAUCCGGAAAUGUACGAGCUGAAGGUACAAAAUCCAAAAGAUAAAAAUGUGUGGAUUCAAUCAAUACGUGCUGCUGUCAUUGACUGUCCCUCGGAUGAGUCGGAAACAGAAGAUUACAUGAGUCUGGAGCAACGGCAAAAAAUAAUAGAUCUGAAACAGGCCAACAUUCGGGAGAUUAUUUCACUCGGAACAACCGAACUGGAAGGUAAAAUGCGUCAGAAGGACUUUGAACAGGCGAUACUGCUGGAAGAGAAGAUAGCACUACAGUUGAGCUUGUUGCUGGAUAACGAGCAAAAUGCUGAGCAGCUGGGUCCCGCCGUUGAGUCCUUUAUCUCAAAUUACGGAUCGUAUAGAGAUCUUAUCUCCGAUGACUGUGAUACUAUAGAAAUAUGGAAACGGGUGUUAAACUCUAUACAAGAAAUUAGUUCUCUGGCUUCUUCGCUCUACACGGCUGCAACGGGCUUACCACUGUCCAGGUCGAGCAGCUCGGUCGGUGAGCGUCAGAGUGAGCUGUUCAUCUCGCCCACGCUACCCAAACGUGCGGAAACAUUCGGAGGAUUUGACGAGCGUCGAUCAAAACAGCUCAUGUCAUCGGGUGGGGGCAUUGCCGGCAGCAACAGUUCGACGCUGCACACUGCCAACUCGCGAGAUGCGGUUCUGUCAACCUUAUCGGCUGGCUACUUUACUAACCGUGAAACGUACGAAAAACGAGAACAGCAACAGGCUCAUCCUUCGUCUAGUGCGCUGGACGUUGAGUCGCUUUUGAUGCUCGCUAGCCCGCACGUUACUACUUCGUACGGGCAGCAGAAGAUUUUGGCCGGCGGUGGUGGGGAGGGAGUUCCUUCUGACUUGGCCAAAGAUCAAAAUUAUGCUGCGCUACACGUGUCACAUCACCUGCACACCCUGCUUUGCAUCAUCUCACAGCAAAUGACAACCAUUCAGAGCUUGCAGCAUCAGCUAAACACCUAUCGUGAAAACCCAAAGACUCAGUACCGGCAUAACGACCAGCUGGAAGAGCUGCGCAACUUGCAGGAUAAGCUGCAGGAAGAGAAAACGAUGUGGCAGAAGCAAAAGGAACAGGAAGAGCGUGAACUGGAGGAAACUAAACAUUCGCAGAAAGCGUUGCAAGAACAGAUACGGGCGGAGCAGGAGGAUAUCAAACAGCAACGGGAACAGCUGUAUCGCAAGAUGGAAAUAUUGUCCAGCCAAGGAUUGUUACUGUCACCAAGUGUUGCGCUUCCGAUACCGACCGGAGUAGCAUCGUCCCUAGAGGAAGCACAAACUGUUAACGAAGAGCACCACGUGGAUAGUGCGUUCGGAGGAAGCUUUUUGGCCAAUUCUAUGGCUGGAUCUUCGGUUACAAUCGACCGAAAGAAAGACAAAUGGCGAACAGCGAGCAUAACUAAAACACCUCCAGCAAAUUUAGUUAGUGCCACUAACGCUGCAAAGAUCAAUGCUACCAGCAUAAAACAGCAGCUACCGCUAAAACUAUCAUCGUUGUCGAGCACAAAACCGUGUUCUGCUGCUGGUAAUAUGGUAAUGUCACCAAACAGUAGUAAUGCGGCAAUGGGUUCGCAUACAGCUGGUGGUGGUGCUAGUGUGACUCAGAUGUUUCCCUUGAAACUUGCGGACAGAAAGAUCUCCCAGACUGGUACGCCCAAUCAUUCAAGGACUGGUAGCAGCCCUGCCGUAAUACAGCAGCAAAUUCAAGUACAAUCAGGCAAUCCUGCUACCAGAACAAAUACCUACCCAAAAAUACCGGAACGCUUUCGGCUAAGAAGCUCGGACAACUAUCCCGCUCCAUCAAGCACGACCGGUCCAACAACACCACAAGCGUAUCAGUAUUCAUCACCAUCACCGUCACAUCCUAUGGCAGGAUUAUCUUCAACUACUCCUCCACUUGUGCCCGCUAGAAAUACGGUGAUGGGCCAACAAGACUCGAGUGGGCAGCACCACCACCGUACUUCCUCUCCAAUUUCAUCCACUAGGCACUCAAGUCUGCAAUCACCGCUCAAACAAUCGGACAAUCCUUCGCAAAUGGGAGUCGGCAAGGGACAGGACAGCAGCAACAGCAAGGCCAAGGAGGAAGAGGUUAUGUACUUCUGAUAUACGCCAGUCGAAGUGGAGAUUUAAACAACAUCGUAACCAUCGUUCUCUGCGCGGAGUACUUAUAGAAAUAGAACGUAAGUAAUUGCCUUUUUCUAUCAU
Anopheles maculipalpis is the source of this 4549-nucleotide messenger RNA. RefSeq names its product rho guanine nucleotide exchange factor 18 (gene cyst). The record is from RefSeq and is a predicted model, not a curated record. Gene Ontology annotation, molecular function: guanyl-nucleotide exchange factor activity. Gene Ontology annotation, biological process: regulation of Rho protein signal transduction. Bases 290 to 4447 code for a protein of 1385 amino acids. Lineage: Eukaryota; Metazoa; Arthropoda; Insecta; Diptera; Culicidae. The transcript has 23 exons.